AUGGUCCAGCAUUUGACCUACCAUCAUAGGCUUUCCUACAAUAUAGCCUCUAACAAAACUAGGCUGACCCAAACCCCUGGUAAUAUAAUUGUUUACCUUUAUACCAAGAAGGUUGGGAAAGCACCAAAUUCUGCAUGUGGUGUGUGCCCAGGCAGACUUCAAGGGGUUUGUACUGUGAGACCUAAAGUUCUUAUGAGAUUGUGCAAAACAAAAAGACAUGUCAGCAGGGCCUAUGGUGGUUCCAUGUGUGUUAAAUGUGUUCAUGACAAGAUCAAGCAUGCUUUCCUUAUUGAAGAGCAGAAAAUCGUUGUGAAAGUAUUGAAGAGUCAGAAAGCUAAAUAAAAAUGAAGCUUUUUGAAUAAUAAUAACAGAAAAAAGAAGUCCGAAAGGAAAAACAGUGUUCUAAAAAAUGUUCCCUUUCCCUCACCUAUCCCCCAGAUCAAUACAGCUCAGACACCAUUGGAGAACUGAGGUCUAAGCAGCAAAGCAGGUGAUGGAGGUAGGGCUGUGAGUCAUAGUUUGUAUGAAAGCUUGUGACCAACAUCUUUGUUCCUGAACAGAGGAAUGUAACAGUUGAUAAGAAACAGAUCUUGGACUGGAACAAAGGAGAGAAAGUGGUGGUGACCAACGUGUUGGCAGCCCUGGCACCAGGUUGCUUUCCAUUGCUUCAUCCACCAGGUCAUGCCUCAGGAAUAAGUAAUCCUUAACUAAUAUAUCAACAGCAUGAGGCCCUGAGGCACUUUUUGCCCUUUAUUGACUUCUUAUUCCACUGAUGGCUUUGCUUAUAUCAUGAAUAUUCCCGAAAGUUACUAAAACCAUAGAUGUAUUUGGGCAGUAAACUAGACCUCCAGGACUCUAAAAAUGCCUGGACUUACAAAUCAAAAACAAAACCAGCCUGGCGUGGUGCUCACGCCUGUAAUCCGAGCACUUCGGGAGGCCGAGGGGGGCUGAUCACUUGAGGUCAGGAGUUCAUG
Messenger RNA from Pongo pygmaeus (Bornean orangutan), 974 nucleotides. Its product is annotated as large ribosomal subunit protein eL34-like. The coding region runs from base 1 to 342 and encodes 113 amino acids. Lineage: Eukaryota; Metazoa; Chordata; Mammalia; Primates; Hominidae. Gene Ontology annotation, molecular function: structural constituent of ribosome. Gene Ontology annotation, cellular component: ribosome. Gene Ontology annotation, biological process: translation. The transcript has a single exon. The record is from RefSeq and is a predicted model, not a curated record.